AUGCGUACAGCUCUCCUCUGGCUUCUCUUUGAUCUGCUGUGCUGUCUGCCCCGCCCCUUGUACACUCUUCAUCCGCAUGACUCUAACUUGAGCCACCUCCUGCUGGAGGACGCCUCCAAUGCCACCGUUGCAGAAGUGAACGUAUCGAUGCUGAGAUCUAAGGAGGGAAGCUUCGCCGAAAUGAUUGAUCGGGCUCUGGAAAAGGAGUUCAACGAGACCGAAGAACAGUCUCAAGGUUUUGUUUAA
This is a messenger RNA of Thlaspi arvense, 246 nucleotides long. The record is from the annotation of a GenBank genome assembly. NCBI's taxonomy places the organism in Eukaryota, Viridiplantae, Streptophyta, Magnoliopsida, Brassicales, Brassicaceae.